Messenger RNA from Postia placenta MAD-698-R-SB12, 1044 nucleotides. RefSeq lists its product as hypothetical. Bases 1 to 1044 code for a protein of 347 amino acids. The record is from RefSeq and is a predicted model, not a curated record. Lineage: Eukaryota; Fungi; Basidiomycota; Agaricomycetes; Polyporales; Adustoporiaceae. The transcript has 4 exons.
AUGUCAGACCAGCCGAAGAUGAUUUACCUCCCAGACACCAUGGCUAAUUGGCCUUGGCCGAGAGCUAUCAACCCCCACCACGAGGAAGUCGAGGCUGAGUCAGACGCAUGGUUCGAAGGCUUCAAGCCAUUCACAAAGAGGUUGCAGCUUGCCCUUGAGACGUGCGAUCCUGAGCACCUGCGCACCGGCUGCGAUUUGAUGAACGUCUUCCUUAUCAUUGAGGAGUCGACUGAUGUCGAGAGCGCAUCCGUUGUCCAUGACAUAGUCGAUAUUGUCAUCGAUGCGAUCAACAAUCCGCAUAAGCCGCGCCCAGAGGGAGAGAGCCAUAUUGGUGAGAUUACGAGACAGUUCUGGGAGAGGGCAAUAAAGGCUGCCACACCCAGCUCGCAGAAGCAUUUUAUAGAAGCCUUCACCGACUAUCUCAACUCUGUGGUCGAACAGGCCGUCGAUCGCGACAACAACUACAUCCGCACCGUGGACAGCUACCUGAAGACACGGAGAGAGAAUAUCGGCGCGCGACCAUCGUACUUCCCAGCCGAGCUGGGGCUCAAUCUCCCGGAUGAGGCAUUCUAUCAUCCCGUUGUCACCGAGCUGUCAUACAACAUUGCCGACUUAAUCAUCCUAGACAACGCAAGCCCGAUUUUAUCCUCACACGACGAGGAUAUCGUAUCGUACAACAAAGAGCAGUCAACGGGAGACGACCGUCACAACAUCCUCACCAUCGUCAUGCACCAAUUCAACAUUGAUUUGGAGGCAGCAAUGGCAUGGGUGGCGAGCUACCACAAGGAUGUCGAGAACAAGUUCCUGGACGGGAUGAAGGAGUUGCCAUCAUUUGGACCCGUGGUCGACAAAGAGCUCGAGGAAUACAUCCUGGCUCUGGCGAUUUGGCCUCGCACGAAUGACUGCUGGGCUUUUGAGAGCGGACGCUACUUUGGGAGCAAGGGCCUACAGGUCCAGAAGACUCGCUACGUGCCUUUACUUCCGAAGGUGAAGACUGACCCGACGCUCAAACAAGAGCAGGCAGUGUCCGUAGUAGAUCUAUGA